This is a messenger RNA of Iphiclides podalirius (scarce swallowtail), 396 nucleotides long. NCBI's taxonomy places the organism in Eukaryota, Metazoa, Arthropoda, Insecta, Lepidoptera, Papilionidae. The record is from the annotation of a GenBank genome assembly.
AUGCCACUGGCAAUACAGCGGCUUGUAAAGCUCGACGCUAUGCGGAGUGGAUCCGUCGGUCGGCGGAAACUUAAACCACCCCGUCACUACAGCAGCGCAGAGUCCACGAUGGUAUUGAUCACGACCGCGGUACCGCGCCAUCUGUCUCCUGGGCCAAUUGUACUGCGCCGGUGCACCCGAGAUUUACAGUCCGAUACGUUAUUGAAAGAGAAAAGUGUAUUUCGCCCAGAGCGGCGUCUAUUAGUCAAACCGCCACGCCGAUCCGCCGCAAACAGAGCACGCCGCUUCGCCCCCCUCCCCUCACGUUUCGGUGCAACCAUAUCAAACUCGAACCACCCGCCUCACCCAGCUCUGGCCAUACCUUGCCGUCGCAAUUCCUACGAAGGUUUCGAUUGC